AGAGAGAAAACUAGGGCACUAUUAUCUGGCCUCUUUUUCCAGGCAGAAGCAGAGGUUUGUGGACAGCGAGCUGAAGUGAAGAGACAGAGUGUUUCUGGAUGAUUUUCCUAUUUCCCUUCGUGCAUUGAGAAGUAAUCUAAACAAAAGCGAAAGUUCAAGGGUUCAAGGACACCUUCAAAACUCGUAGCUCGCUUAUCUCCAACGGCCACCAUGCUGGAGGACAAGAAGACCAAGAUGAAGAUCACCUUCCUGGUUAUUCUGGUGGGCAUCUCGUCCAUGUUGGUGGCGGUGGUGACGGACCACUGGGCGGUGCUGAGUCCUAGGGUGGAGCGCCUCAACACCACCUGUGAAGCGGCCCACUUCGGGCUCUGGAGGCUGUGUAAGAAGAGCAUCUUCAUUGUGGAGGAAGACCCUCAGGGCAAAGGCUGUGGCCCUAUCAGCCUGCCAGGAGUGAAGAACUGCUCCUACUUCAAACACUUCACAUCAGGGGAGGAGGCCGAAGUUUUUGAAGUAAAGACUCAGAAAGAGUACAACAUCUCAGCUGCUGCUAUAGCCAUCUUCAGUCUGGCCUUCAUGACUCUGGGCAGUCUCUGCCUCCUGGGGGCUUUUGGGAAGAGCAGAGACUACCUGCUGAGACCAGCUGGUAUGUUCUUCGCUUUUGCAGGCCUGUGCAUCGUCAUCUCUGUGGAGGUCAUGAGGCAGUCAGUCAAGCGCAUGGUUGACAGCGACGAGACCAUAUGGAUCGAGUACUACUAUUCUUGGUCGUUCACCUGCGCCUGCGCAGCCUUCACUCUUCUCUUCCUGAGCGGUCUCUGCCUGCUCAUCAUCUCCAUGCCGCACAUGCCCAGAAACCCCUGGGAGACCUGCAUGGAUGCCGAGCCGGAGCCCAUAGACUAGUACACUGCGAAUGGAGACGAGGUGCAUUGAUAGAUGAUGACGAUUGUAGAGAUGCAUUGAUACUUUUAAUUCACUUAAGCAUUGACAAUGACGUCUAAGUACUUAAGUUACAUGUAAAAUAUCUAUAACAGCACUUUUAUAUGUUUUGCAGUAUUGUGCUUUUGUGCUUACGAAUAAUAGAUGACGGCUUAGAAUGUACAUUUAGAGAUGUUAUAAUAUAAAAUAUACAGUGUGUUAUUUCUGAAAAAGUAAUGCUAGAGCACAUUUUUUAUUUUUUUGAACACUGUGUGGGUAAAUCUCGCUGUUUCGAACAUGUAUGAUUUAUACUUCUCCCUAAAUAAGCUUUUUUUAAAGACCAUUAAAAUUGUCGCAUUAUUUUAUUGAUAAUUUAUCAACAAUAAAUAUAUGAUAUUUAAGAUAUUUAAGUUAUUCCCCAAUUGUCAAUAGCCCACUGUUAUGGGAAAAAAUAUAUUAGUUCAAAUGUAAAGUACAUGACCCACACAUUUCGUUAUAAUGAGAUGGACAUUAUUUUCUAUUUGACAGUUAAACACCUUCCAGUUUCAGCAAAUAUAGACUGGACUAUGAACUAAGGUGAAACUAACAGUAUUAGUAGUACCGAUUUAUACUUUUAAGGUAUUUUAAACCAUGUAAUCUGAAUGGUUUCAAUGAUUUACCUCUACAUUUAUAAAACAGUUAAAGACCCUCUACGAAUAAUUUCCUCCUUACAGGGAACAGGACUUUGGACAUUUUCUUUGUCUUUCCUUUUUUUAAAGCCAACGCCCUUUCAUUUACAUCACAGCCCGACUAAAUCAUGAUUUGCCACCAAACCAGUCAGAGGCAAAUUAUUUAUUGAAAAAGAUAUGAAAAUAUUCAACAUUUUAUUGAAAUAUUUAUUUCUUACUGUUUAGGGGGAGGAGAUUGCUAUUGCUAUGUAAUCAAUGUAUUGUACAGAAUACUUGUAGCAUUCCUGCAAAGAUUAAUAUGUAGAUUUUGUCCUAUUUAAAUGCAUAUACAGUAUUUGCUAAUAGUUUAUAUCAUAAUUUUAACAGUGCUCUUACAUAUAAAGCAGCUUCAAAAUGGUUUUGCUAUUUGUUUAUACUGUAGAAUUUUUACUCUUUGUUGUUUUGCCCUGUGCACCAGGACAUGUUUAAUGCUUUUAUGUUGUUCCAUAUAUUUUGAACAAGAUCAAAGAGUUUAGUGUUGAAUCUACUGCAGAAUGUUUUGCCAAAAACUAAGAAUGAGAAAUAAGAGGUCAUUAUUCAAACAAUUGUAAAGUUCAACAUUGCGACGGAUGAAUGUUGCGGUUGUGUAUAGAUGAAGCUGUGUUCACAUGAGAAUGGUGAUGUAAAUAAAUUGCAGUGUUACAGUUUAAACAAUCACCAACAUCUCAUCAGAUAGGCUACUCCUCACGGGGGCUUAACUCAUUUACAAAGAAAUGAAGCAAUCGCAUCUCACCCUGUUCACAAAACAAAAACAUGCUCAGGCUUGUAAAAACUACAUUUCUUGGAUUCUUUGGAUUUUUCAUCCAUGUGUUUUGUGCAAAUCAAAUACCUGCAAAUUCAUCUGCUUUGUUAAAGUCCCCGUGAACCAGAAGUUGCAAUCGUUUUUACUUCCGUAUUUUGACGCAUUUACGAGUGAAAAGGAAUUUCAAAGCAGAAAAUUAGUGGGCGUGGCUUUUGCUUUUUACUGCGAAUUGAUUGGAUGUAUAAAAACAAGUGUUGCAUUUUGAAAUGAAACUAGCAGCAGACUGACAGUUGAUAGGGGAGGAGUUAACAGAUGCUCCGCCCAAGCCGUCUAAUUUACGUCAUUUGAGAUGGAUUGUCAUUUCAGGGCGGAAGUGUAUUUUCAGAUUUUAACUGAAGAUUAUGAGGGCAUAUGAAUUUUAAAAAGAAAAUGACCCACAUUGAUAAGGUAUUUACUGUAAACGCUGCAAUAUUUCAUGAAAAAAUAAGAAUUGUCAUUUUUAAUUUCACUGGGACUUUAAAGCCACUUUUUACAUGUCUUUGUAAACCUACAAAAUAUUGGUAUGGCUCAUUUGAUGGAAAUAAAACAUUCUAGG
Molecule: messenger RNA, 2956 nt
Organism: Triplophysa rosa
Lineage: Eukaryota; Metazoa; Chordata; Actinopteri; Cypriniformes; Nemacheilidae
Gene: cacng1b
Product: calcium channel, voltage-dependent, gamma subunit 1b
Exons: 4
Coding region: 211-897 (228 amino acids)
Biological process (GO): regulation of calcium ion transmembrane transport via high voltage-gated calcium channel; calcium ion transmembrane transport
Cellular component (GO): membrane; L-type voltage-gated calcium channel complex
Molecular function (GO): voltage-gated calcium channel activity; calcium channel regulator activity
Source: RefSeq, a predicted model, not a curated record